Messenger RNA from Oreochromis aureus, 2171 nucleotides. It is a transcript of the gene glmna, whose product is annotated as glomulin, FKBP associated protein a. The transcript has 19 exons. Bases 14 to 1951 code for a protein of 645 amino acids. The record is from RefSeq and is a predicted model, not a curated record. Gene Ontology annotation, molecular function: ubiquitin-protein transferase inhibitor activity. NCBI's taxonomy places the organism in Eukaryota, Metazoa, Chordata, Actinopteri, Cichliformes, Cichlidae. Gene Ontology annotation, cellular component: cytoplasm.
CUCCUCCGUCUCCAUGCUGUUUCUGUUGUCUACGCUUUCAACUUUGACCUGUGACGUGUCUCCCUCUACGGCAAGCCAGGGAGGGACAAUUUUGCGUUCGCGCGGACCUCUGCAUGAGGACAACACCCGUAUGAAGACAGCAGGUAUGGCUCUGGAGCAGCUCAGUGAGGUGGUCCAAAGAUGUCAGGCUCUUCCAGACGACAGCUACACCACUGAGGAUCACAACAUCUUCACGGUUGCUGGGCGGACAUGUAUCGAGGAGGGAAACAGCGCGCAGGUCCUCAGUAUUGUGCUGGAUGAAAAGAAUCAGGAGAUCGUGAGAUGCAUGGGUUGGAACCUGCUGCCUCCGCUGAUCCAGGUCCUGCUGAAGAAAGAAGACAAGAAUCUUCCUCAGUGUCUGGCCAUUUUUAACCACCUGCUGGAGACAUGCAGACCCAAAGAGCUGCUGAUCGGCCUGUUGGAGCAGCUGGAGCAGGAUGAUCCUGAUACGAUAGUGGAGAGUCUCCAUCUGCUCUUGAAGCCUUUACAGAAAGUGCUGCUGUGCCUGGGCGGCCGUAAGGCGUCAUCCUUGGGCAUGGCGCUGUCCUCCGUGCUGGACCAGGUGGCCAAACUGCCUCUCCCUCACACCAAGGAGCAAGAGGAGGAUGACGUCUUUUCAUUUUGCCGUUGCUGCACUGACAUGAUAGAUUUCGUCAGACCUUUUGUUCAAGAAGUCAGGCAUAACCUGCUGAAUAAUGAAAUGCAGAGCGAGACCACAAACAGGACUGUGGGCAGACAGGGGAAGGAUAAAGAGGAUGAGCUGCGGACAGAACUUCUGAAGUUCUGUAUGAAGAGUCUGAGUCAUCCUCUGUUGGAAGUACACCUCAAGGAUCCUGACACGCUGGCUCUGUCCCCCCUCAGGACUUUUGCCACCGAGAUUUUGAACAUCCUCGGUUCUAUUGGGGAGUCCAUCGCUGGGCUUGUGCACCAGCCUCUUUUGAAGAGAAAGCAGGUUCCCGGCUUUCUCGAGGAGGAGGUGCGCUAUCCUAAAGAGUCUUUGGCCAGCUUGGCUCAUCUGGUGUUUGUCCAUCACCUGGCUGCAGACACCUUCCCCACUGUUUUCAGUCCUGUGUUCAGUCUUCGAUGUAACAUCGAGCACGUCUCUCUCCUCCUGUCCAGAACUGAGGAGUCCAAGCUUCAGAAAGGACUGGAGCUGUAUGAGAAAAGUCUGGUGCGGGUGGAGGACGGCAGUCUGCGUGCAGACCUGCUGGAGAUUAAAACCUUCCUCACAGUCCCUCAGAACUUAAUAAAGGUCAUGACGAUAUGUCCAAAGCAUGAACUGAGAACUAAAGGACUGAAGGUUUUCCAGCUGAGCAUUGAUAAGUUCAACACUGAAGCCAAGUACAGAUUCUUCCAGUACAUGUUGAAGACGAGUAACCACUCAGGCGUUGAAGGCUACAUCAUUAAAAACAUCAAGAAUCAGAUAGACAUUGCCCUGCAGCCAGGUAACAGUAACGUCUGGUUUGAAGGCGUUCAGCUCAUGCCUCUGCUGCGUAAGGUUCUUAUUCUUCCAGAUGGCCCAGAGACAGACCUCCUGCAGUACCUGGACAGAAUCAUGGAGUCUCUAAAUCUGCUGCGUUACCUGGUCAUCAGAGACAAAGUGACAGAGAACCAGACCGGCAUCUGGACAGAACUGUAUAAAAUAGAAGAUACAUUCAUGAAACCCCUGCGUGUUGGUGUGAACAUGUCCAGGGCCCACUAUGAAAGAGAGCUGCAGAACACAAUGGAGGCCAAGAAGAGCAAGGCUAAAGAAGAGUCUGUACUUUCUGUGUCUGUUGGUGGUGAAGAGCUGCCCAGCAUGACCCCAGAGUCUCAGAUUCAGGCUCUGCACUCUGCCCUGCACACGUUUGACAUGAUUGAGAGCGUGUUGGCACGGAUAGAGGAACUCAUCGAGGUGAAGGACAACCUGUAACCACACUUCAGCUACCAGAGAGCCUCAUCAUCUCAAACAGAAAACUGUUACUUGUUUCAAAACAAAGUGCUAGUGCCCUGCUGGUCUCUGUUUUUGUGUAAUUAUAAAAUGUUGCAUACAUUGACAAUUAGAGGUAAAAAAAAAAAAAAAAAAAUGCAAGUUUUGCAAGUUUGUAUCAGCUCAGUAAUAAACUUUCAAACUUUUGUACUCGUAGGUUAAA